Messenger RNA from Sesamum indicum (sesame), 2239 nucleotides. It is a transcript of the gene FBL17, whose product is annotated as RNI-like superfamily protein. Lineage: Eukaryota; Viridiplantae; Streptophyta; Magnoliopsida; Lamiales; Pedaliaceae. Gene Ontology annotation, molecular function: protein binding. Gene Ontology annotation, cellular component: cytoplasm. The record is from RefSeq and is a predicted model, not a curated record.
CCCACAAUAAGAAAAGUGAUUUCAAAAACUGAGGCGCCAAUUUGUUGAUUUCUCCCGCGCCUUUCCCUCCGCUCCCCCGCCCUUUAUUUCUUCCCUCAUUCUCUACCCUUUUUCACCCACCCCACCUCGCUCUUCGCCGUAUUCCACUGUGGGUUUAGGGAACACCAAAUGCAGGGCCACCAACCCCACCCCGCCACCCCCAUCUCCGACCCUGCUUUCCUCAUUAAGCGCGGCAAGAAGAGGGGCAACUACAACUGUGGCCGCUGCGGCUUGCCAAAGAAGGGCCAUAAGUGUCCCUUCACCACUAACAACGAUGAUGUGUCUACUCCCGUUUCUACACCUACCCCCCCCGCUGCCGAUUCUUCCACGAUCACCACCCUUAGCUCCGCCACGGUGGCGGUGUCUCGGAAACUGACGGGUGAGUCGCCUCAGUCGGUGGUCCGUCCUCUGCCUCCGGCGAGGCGCCGCAGAGCUCUGUCAUUUGACGAUGUUAGUGUAGCUGACUCAAUUGAUGAGUUGGAAGAGGAGCAAUUUGAUUUGGAGGAGGAUGCGGAACUGGAUGGGUCGGGCAAGCUGCCCGCGAGUUGUUUAUGGGAGAUUUUACGGAGAUUACCGCCGGCUGGGAUGCUUUCGGCGGCUAGGGUAUGUAGGGGGUGGAGGGAGACGACAAGGCGGCUUUGGCGGGCGGCAGAGGAACUCCGGCUUAGGGUUCCGGCUAAGGCGCAGAUUGGAUUUGUUGGAUCCGUGCUGCAGAAGUGUCCUGGACUCUUAAAACUCUCUCUUAGUAUCGAAAGUGAUGUUGAUGCAACGAUGCUUGCCUGCAUUGCCUUCUCUUGCCCUAAUUUGCAGUCGCUGGAGAUCUUUACAUCUGAUUCCUCAAUCAAUCGGAUCACUGGGGAUGAGUUGAGUCGUUUCAUUGCGGAUAAAAGGUGCCUAACCAGUCUCAAGAUGGAAGGGUGCUGUAACCUGGGGGGUUUUAUAUUUUCUUCAACCAGUCUGUCAACUCUUUGGCUUUCUGAUCUUCACUCCCUCUCUAAGAUGGUUUUUAAUUGCCCAAAUUUGAGGGAGAUAUCUUUGGAUUUUUCUCGCCAAGAAAAUGAUAGCACUGAUAUUACCACUGUUGUGGAUGGUCUGGGAAGAAACUGCCCGAAACUUCAGAACAUUCACAUUGCUUCAAGUCGGCUUUCACAUGCUGCAGUGCUGGCUCUUUCGGCUGCCAAUCUGAGGGGAUUGCGGAUGCUUUCUCUUGUUCUUGGAUCAGAGAUAACUGAUGCAUCAGUUGCUGCCAUAACUUCAAGUUUUUCAAAGUUGGAAUUGCUUGAUCUAAGUGGGUCUAGCAUCAGCGACAGUGGCAUUGGAAUGAUCUGCAAUGUCUUUCCUGAGACAUUAUCAAAACUUCUACUUGCACUUUGUCCCAACAUCACUUCGAGUGGCAUUCAGUUUGCUGCUGCCCAGCUGCCUCGUCUAGAACUGAUGGAUUGUGGAAUGACCAUAUGUGAUCCCAAUUCUGAGAAGUCCACUGAUGAGGAGGAUAAUGACACUGAAUUACAGAAAACACCCAACAGCAAGUUGCAUCUCAUAUACCAGAAGUUAAUUAUCAAGCAUAGUCGGUUGAAGAAACUUAGCUUAUGGGGUUGUUCUGGCUUGGAUGCAUUAUAUCUAAAUUGUCCACAUCUAAAUGAUUUGAACCUCAACUCUUGUAGAAACUUACAUCCAGAGAGACUGCUACUUCAAUGCCCAAGUUUAGAAAGUGUACAUGCAUCAGAUUGCGAAGGCAUGCUGGUUAAAACCAUUGAGGCUCAGGUCUACAGUGAUUCUCCAGCUGUGGAAAAUCAUGUUCCCUCCAAACGUCUACCUGAUGGCUCCAAAAGAGUCCGCCUUCCAUAUUUUUGUAGUCCUCAGCCAUCCGAGGAUGAGAAGAAUUGGAGAAGGCCCGGGAAACGCCAAUGUACAGUUAACGUAACCUCCUAAUAUAUGUGCUGGUUCACUCUGUUGUUACUCCAGGGCUUGAGGCAUGGAGUAUGUACUUGUUUGUUGUUAAACUUAAUUGGGGGCCGCAUGAUGUUGGCCAGUCUGUUCAGCCAUUCUUUAGCUUAUACACUUUUCUAGAGGCUUUUAUGCCUUAAUAUGUAGUGAAAAAACAUUUCUCCAAUUAAAACAGGUGAUGUCAUUCAAUAAGGAGUUUAUAAACUCACUCUGAUGUGAACUCCAGUUACUAAUAAAUCAUUUGUUUCUUUCA